Arthroderma uncinatum is the source of this 1053-nucleotide messenger RNA. RefSeq lists its product as uncharacterized. Bases 1 to 1053 code for a protein of 350 amino acids. The record is from RefSeq and is a predicted model, not a curated record. The transcript has a single exon. Gene Ontology annotation, cellular component: cytoplasm; nucleus. Lineage: Eukaryota; Fungi; Ascomycota; Eurotiomycetes; Onygenales; Arthrodermataceae. Gene Ontology annotation, molecular function: protein binding.
AUGUCGAACCACGAGAUGCAAUGUGCCCGUGAUGGCCAUAGCGAUGAUAUCAAAGAGGUCGCCUACAUUACAAUGCUUCCAAACGAAUUGAUCCUGUCCAUUGCUGAGAACCUCUCCCGGAACUGCGAUCUAAACUCGUUUUUACGAUGCAAUCGCAGAUUCCACAGUCUACUGAACCAACAGCUCUACCGGCUAGAUGCACAAUCUCCUGGAAACGACUCUCUCUGGUGGGCCAUAAAGACCGCAGAUGUCGACUUAGCAAAGCGCGCCAUCGACGCGGGCUCAGAUCCGAACAAGAAACGUGGAUCGAGGAUAUGGGUUGGCCACCGGCCAUUACUGGUAGCAGUCCUCCAAGCAAAGAACACUCAUAAGAGGAAAAUUGUGCCCAAGAACGAACCGCCAGACUUCCUAGAGAGAAAUGACAACCUUAUCCGAUACCUAGUUUCCCGAAAAGUGGACAUGAACCUGGAUCACUUCCAGGACUCGCCUCUGCGGCAUGCCGUUUUCAACGGAGAAAUAACUACUGUCCGAUUACUCCUUGACAAUGGCGCCGACGUAUCGAUACAGGAUUGCCGAGGCGGCGGGUUAGCCCAACUUAUAGUCGGACGUGCUCAAAAAGAUAACCCAAACUCGCCCAUUUACUUUCAGAUUCUUAAGUUAUUACUUGAGCAUGGACUGGAUCCAAAUGCCGGUAAUCGGUGGAAAUUCACACCCUUACACCAGCAGAUAAAGGCCGUGGGAACCGGAGUAGAAAGGGCCAAGAGGAAGAACUACAAGAAUAUAAAUGAGGAAAGAGUGGAAGACGUUCUUAAGCUUCUACUCAAGCAUGGAGCUGACAUCGAUGCCCAAGACCACUUUGGUGAGACACCUCUUUCGCUUGCUCUAGACUGUUUACAUGACGAGCCCAUAUGCCUCACGCUAUUGCUUCAGUAUGGAGCCGACACGUCUCUAGUUAGCUUGCCAUCCUGUCAGGAAAAACGGGAAGCAGCACUUAAAGUGUGCGAGGAAGUUUCACAGGCGACUGGCAAGACAUUCAAAUUUCGCACCGAGUAG